Molecule: messenger RNA, 2484 nt
Organism: Lodderomyces pseudojiufengensis
Lineage: Eukaryota; Fungi; Ascomycota; Pichiomycetes; Serinales; Debaryomycetaceae
Gene: KIC1
Product: putative serine/threonine protein kinase
Exons: 1
Coding region: 1-2484 (827 amino acids)
Biological process (GO): protein phosphorylation
Molecular function (GO): ATP binding; protein kinase activity
Source: RefSeq, a predicted model, not a curated record
AUGAGUUCCAUAUCACAAUAUAAAAGAACUGAGGUCAUUGGAAGAGGUAAAUUUGGAGUUGUUUAUAAAGCUUAUCAUAAACAAACAAAACAAGUAUAUGCCAUAAAAGUUCUAAACCUAGAUACAGAAGAAGAAGAAAUACUUGAUGUUCAACAAGAAAUACAAUUUUUAACAGAAUUGAAAAAUGUACCAAAUAUUACUCAUUAUUAUGGAUCAAUUUUGAAUGAUACAAAAUUAUGGAUUGUAAUGGAUUACUGUGCAGGUGGAUCAUUAAGAACUUUAUUGAAACCUGGUGUAAUGGAAGAAAAAUAUAUUGCAAUAAUUGUAAGAGAGUUAUUGUUGACAUUAAGUGCUGUUCAUAAAUUAGGAGUAAUACAUAGAGAUUUAAAAGCUGCAAAUGUUUUGAUAUCAAAGGAAGGAAAUGUUCAAUUGUGUGAUUUUGGUGUUGCAGCAAAAAUAUCAGCAAAUGCUACUAAAAGAACAACAAUGGCGGGCACACCUUAUUGGAUGGCACCAGAAGUCAUCAAAACUGGGGAAUCAUAUAAUAGUAAAGCUGACAUUUGGUCUUUAGGUAUAACUGUUUAUGAAAUAGCUACUGGUAAUCCUCCUUACGGCGAUAAAGAUGCAUCUUGGGCAAUGCAAUUAAUUUCCAAGGCAACUCCUCCCAGGCUAGAAGGGAGUCAGUAUUCUCCAGCAUUAAAAGAAUGUAUAGCAUUAUGUUUGGAUGAAAAUCCGGAAGAAAGACCAUCUGCAGAUGAUUUAUUUAAAUGUAAAUUAAUGAAAAUCUACAAAACAUAUCCCACUAACAUAUUGAAGGAAGUCAUAUCACGUUAUUUAUUAUGGCGAGAUCGAAAUUCAUCAAGAGAUUCAGUUUUUAUUAAUUUAGAGAAUGAGCAAGAAGACACUGUUGAUGAAAUUGUUCAGAAUAAAUUACCAGGAUAUAAUGAUUACGGAAUUGGCAACAAUGCUAAUGAUGAUCAACUUCAAGUGAAAUGGGAUUUUGACUCGUUGGAAUCUCGUGAUUAUAUCAUUGAAAAUGACAUUGAUAUGAAUAAUAUUGAGUACCUGAAAAAUUAUGAAACUCAAAGUGGUGAAAAUACAUAUUCAACGAUUCCAACAUUAAAAGCUACGACUCUUAAUGGUAGUGGUGCAACGCUCAAUACACAAACAAAAUCUAUAGCAGAUAUUCCCAAAUCCUUACAAAUGUUAUUUGAGGAUCCAGCAGAGGAAAGCAGGAAUGAUCAUUCAACAUUGCAAGCUCCUUCCAUAAUGAAUGAUAUGAAUGGAACUGAAUCACCCACAAUUGAGAUACCAGAUAUGUCUGCACUUUCAAACUUCCCAUCCACAUCAACCUUAAUGAGUAAUGGUCAUCCUGUACUAAAUAAGCCUCCAACUUUAUAUCACACCCAGUCAGCAUCAGGAAACCUAGAAACCAGGUAUGCGUCAAUAGAUACAUCCCCAAUCGAGAAUCGACCAAGAAAGAAAACAGUAUCAAACACAAUGAGCCACCAAAAUAUACCGACAAUAAACACGUCAACAAAUUCAAGCACGGCAACUCCUCACACACCACCAUAUGCAUCAGCCGCAGCUGCCAGAAGCCCAUCUCCUAAACCUCCUACAAAUUUGGGAAUGGCUGCAAUGAAUUCAAAGACAAAUUCACCAUCAAAAAUGAAAGCUGUACAAGGUCAAGGAAAUAAUAAUCCACUUUUACAACCUAUUAAUUUUAAACCGAUUUCUAAUGAUUUAAAUUCCAAGAUAAACACUCAACCACCCAACCAAGCACCUCCUCAAUUGGUACUGCAGCAAUCGAUGCCGAUUUUGCCAGUCAAUCCUCAAUCAAAUUUGAAGUCCAAACGAAAUAAACCAGGAUUUAUACAAAUGCCUACUCCAUCAGCCACCUUAAAUUCAUUAUCAGCUUUAACUAAUGAUCAUCACGAUGACGAUGAAAAUGUCAAUCAAUUUGGUAUUAAUCCUGCUCAAGCUGCAUAUAUGCAUGUUUCGAUGACACCUGUUACUGAGAGCGAACCUCCUCAAUUUCUGACGAACUCAUCAUCAGCUACAAAGGCAGAAGAUCAAACUUUUAGUAAGCCUAAUAAAGAAAGUUCACCAAUUCCUCAGAGUCGACCUCAUCAAAAUAGUAUCCUGGCACAAAAGAAAACAUUUUCAUCAUCAUCUAAUUUAAAUGUCAAUUCACAUAUGCAUCAAAAUCAUUCAAAUACUACUAGCACCUCAAUUCCACAAACUCUGUUAUCAUCCAUGCCUAGUCAACCUCAAAAUUCACAUAAGGGAAGUACUGUUACACAUCAACCACCAGCUGCAUCACAACAAAAUGUGCCUACGCCAAUAACCUUUCCCAUCAUUCCAAGUAUCAAAAAUGAUUUUUUCAUGGACUCAACCACCAACAAAAGCAAAUUAGUGAAUGAGCUAGAUAAUAUCAUAAAAUUAUUUAAUCAAGGCUUAGAAGCAUUAGAAGAUAACUUAUAA